AUGCCAAUCAAGCAAUUGGUUCAUUGGUUUCACACCAUUUUUGCCAUAAUAUUCAUUCAUUUGGGUUCAUGUGCUACACCUUCUCUCAUACCUGAAGUGAUUAAUGACAAUCAUAGGACUAAUUGGACGAACACUAUCUCGUGUCCCAAACAAUGCUUCUGUUCCCUACAGUUAUCUAUAUAUUCAGGAGAGUUGGUUCAAGCAGUCAACUGUUCGUUUCAAUCGAUAACAUCAGUGCCCAAAUCAAUACCAACUGAUACGGAGUCACUGGGAUUAACAUAUAAUUUAAUUGAAGACCUUUACGAUCAGUUGCCGGCCUUCGAUCGCUUACAAGAACUUUAUUUGUCACACAAUCAGAUCAAUCAUUUAGGAAGAGGACAAACAUUUGCAAACCUAACUCAUCUCAAACUAUUAGAUAUAUCUCAUAACAAAUUCCGUACACUAUUUGCUGAUGUGUUUCGUGGACUCAAGCGAUUGGAAAUACUCGACCUCAGCAAUGGUCACAUCAAAUACAUUGAUGAACACGCUUUUGAUGGCUUGGAUAUGCUUAAGGAGUUAAACAUUGAAAAUAAUCAGUUGUCGUCCAUUUAUUUGGAGCUCUUUCAAAGUAUACUUAAUCUUAGCGUGCUGAAUGUUGGUGGCAAUAGCAUCAGUCACUUGACGGGAGGCAUAUUCGCGUCGUUGACAGGCCUUAGAAAACUAGUGUUUUCCCGCAAUAGAAUAAUUAGUAUUAAUGACAACGCGUUCGUUGGUUUAGAGCUUUUAGAGGAACUGUAUCUCAAUGACAAUCAUUUAAUCCGCGUGCCGUCGACAGCAUUGCAAUCAUUGAAAAGACUUAUCACUAUUAAUAUAGACACGAAUCCAUUGGAACAGUUGUCUACCGGAGACUUUGUACACAUACCUGUCAACCAUAUAAGUGUUGCUAAUUGUAAGCAAUUAGUACUUAUAGAUAAGGGAGCCUUUUGGGAUCUGCCAAACAUCAACAACAUUAUCCUACACUCCAAUCCCAAUCUUCAAUACAUCGACUCUCAGGCCUUCCUCGGACUACCACUUCUUCAUUCACUCCAAUUACACGAUUGUGGUCUCAAAACGUUUCAACACGACAUAAUUGACUACGUCUUCAAUGACCAACAGUUUCAUCCAAAACAUAAACUUAAAGUCACUUUUGAUGGAAAUCCGAUACUUUGUGACUGUAAUAUUCAAUACUUAUAUCAGUGCCUCAAACAUCCAAACAGUAGUAAAAUUGAAUUAAUUGACGGCAAAAAUUUGCAGUGCUUUCAACCAAAGAGUUUGUCGGAAAUUAAGUUAAUUGAAUUGACAGACAAUUUAAUACCACAAGAAUGUACGCCAAAGAUUGUGACGAUAGGCAAAGCAAAUGUGACGAUACACAAGAAAAUAGGUGACAGACAUGUAUUUCAAUGUAAGGCAUUGGGUCUACCGGUGCCUAAAAUAAUAUGGGUUCUGCCAAACGGCGAUGUAUUGAACGAGACGUCAAAUCAGAUUCAUAUUCAGCUCAAAACACCGGGAAGUUUGCGAAUCUUUCAUUUGCGACCGAAAGACUCGGGUGUCUACAAGUGUAUCGCUGAGAACAGACACGGAAUAGCACUUUCAUCGAUGGAACUGUUGGUCAAUGAUAUAGAUCUGCAUUUGUUUGCCAUAAACGUUGCCUCGACUUAUGUAACACUUGUGUGGAACGGAACGGCCCGUAAUCUGUUCCCGGAGUAUCAGAUACUAUAUCAUCGCAUUGAUAGCAAUAAUCUGUCGACUAAUAUAACCAAAUACGAAACCGUUACCGUUAAUCAUUAUCUGCGCUCCUAUACCAUCAAUAACUUAAUGCCUAAUCAUAAGUACAAGAUGUGUAUCUCUAUUAGAGAUGACGAUAAUGACAUCUCAGGUUCUGUACAGCUCUCGUGUACUAUAGUGCAAACGGCACCGGCAUAUAUGGUCGGAUCCAUGACAGGUCAUGUGUCAAAUAUGGCGGUGGCGUUGACACUAUCGGUGUUUGUAUUGAUGAUAUUUGUCAUAUGCUUCAGCUUAUGUGCCGCCCGUCAGUACCACAAGAAGUUUCAAUACGAGACAUCACACAAAUCACUCAUUGAUAACAUGAUUAUCAUUCCUAUGGAUAAUAUUUGUUCACCACUUAUCACGACUACAUCUAAUAACGGCACCGAUAAUAGUACUGCCAAUUGUGGGGCCAAUGAUACAAAUGAGGUCAUCAAUGAUAAUAACACUAUUGUUGCAGUCAAUGAACAUAAUAUUUAA
This is a messenger RNA of Oppia nitens, 2262 nucleotides long. Its product is annotated as leucine-rich repeat neuronal protein 1-like. Gene Ontology annotation, molecular function: protein binding. Bases 1 to 2262 code for a protein of 753 amino acids. The record is from RefSeq and is a predicted model, not a curated record. The transcript is spliced from 6 exons. NCBI's taxonomy places the organism in Eukaryota, Metazoa, Arthropoda, Arachnida, Sarcoptiformes, Oppiidae.